AUGACUUCGGAUGAUGCUUAUGAGGAAAGAUUAAUAAAUGAAGAAUAUAAAAUUUGGAAGAAGAAUACCCCUUUUCUUUACGAUAUGGUUAUGACUCAUGCUCUAGAGUGGCCAAGUUUGACAGUACAGUGGUUACCUGAUGUAAAUAGGUUGGAAGGAAGUGAUUACACUACACAUCGACUAAUAUUGGGCACGCAUACAUCAGAUGAGCAAAAUCAUUUAGUUAUUGCGAAACUGCUUCUACCAAAUGAUGAUGCGCAAUUUGAUGCAUCUAAAUAUGAUACCGAGAGAGGAGGUAUUAAUAGGCCUUUGCCUAUAAUUGAAGAAUUUGGUGGAUUUGGAUCAAUCACCGGGAAAAUCGAUGUGGAAUUAAAAAUAAAUCAUGAAGGAGAAGUGAAUCGAGCACGAUAUAUGCCACAAAAUCCUGUUCUUCUUGCGACUAAAUCGCCAAACAGUGAAGUUUUUAUCUUUGAUUACACUAAACAUCCUUCAAUACCGAGUGCAGAUAAUAUGUGUAAACCUCAAUUGCGACUUCGUGGUCAUACGAAGGAAGGAUAUGGGUUGUCGUGGAACUCAAAUCAAGUGGGACAUUUGCUCUCUGCAUCAGAUGAUAUGACUGUUUGCUUAUGGGAUGUACAAGCGGCCAGUAUGCAUGCUAACUAUUUGGAUGCCAAAACGAUUUUUAAUGCCCAUAACGCUGUUGUCGAAGAUGUCGCUUGGCAUGUUUUACAUGAUUCAGUUUUUGGUUCGGUUGGCGAUGAUCAUAAGUUGAUGAUAUGGGACAUUCGUAACAGCUCCUCUUCAAAACCAGCACAUACCGUGGAGGCACAUUCUGCUGAAACAGUAGCACUUUGGGAUUUGCGAAAUCUUAAACUGAAACUACAUUCAUUUGAAUCGCAUAAGGAUGAAAUAUUUCAAGUACAGUGGUCUCCUCAUAAUGAAACGAUUCUUGCUUCUUCCGGAACUGACCGCCGUUUGCAUGUUUGGGAUUUGAGUAAAAUUGGUGAAGAGCAAACACCAGAAGAUGCUGAAGAUGGGCCUGCUGAGUUGCUUUUCAUUCACGGAGGACAUACUGCUAAGAUAUCUGACUUCUCUUGGAAUCCUAAUGAGCCAUGGGUUGUUUGUUCGGUAUCCGAAGACAAUAUCAUGCAGAUUUGGCAGAUGGCCGAUAAUAUUUAUAAUGAAGAAGAGAAUGAAACUCCUCCGGAUCAACUUGAGCGUUAA
Molecule: messenger RNA, 1224 nt
Organism: Dracunculus medinensis (Guinea worm)
Lineage: Eukaryota; Metazoa; Nematoda; Chromadorea; Rhabditida; Dracunculidae
Source: the annotation of a GenBank genome assembly